Triplophysa rosa is the source of this 8968-nucleotide messenger RNA. RefSeq names its product G protein-coupled receptor 158a (gene gpr158a). Gene Ontology annotation, molecular function: G protein-coupled receptor activity. Lineage: Eukaryota; Metazoa; Chordata; Actinopteri; Cypriniformes; Nemacheilidae. Gene Ontology annotation, cellular component: membrane. Gene Ontology annotation, biological process: G protein-coupled receptor signaling pathway. The record is from RefSeq and is a predicted model, not a curated record.
UUUAUACCGAACGCGUUUUAAGCACACAUCUUUGUCGAAGUUUCAACUUAUUUUCAACUUGACGAGGCAGGUUGUGAACGCCGCAUAUGACACGAGGCUUCUUAUAAAUAAGAGCGAGACGCAAUUGACAUCCGUCUUUUGUCAGUAAACCAACAACCAAAAAACAGCGAAGAUGGAGCACAAAAACGGGUUCUGUGUGAACAUCCCGGUAUGUUUCUACAUAGGUCGCGUUCUCGCAUUCAAAAACAAAUAAACAUGGAGAAACAGAUAUGUUUUUAACUUUACGCGACGCAUGAGACGCGACGCAAUGGUUACACACGUUCUGUAACACGAGUUCUGUUUUUUAUAAUGAAUCUUUUGUUUAUUUUUCACUCAUAAUGCUUAAAAGCUGUUCGUGCAUGCGUUUUUCCUCCACCUAAUGUGUUUUCCGUGCGCAAUUUGUCUCGUAAACAGGAUAGCCCUAUUGGCCCGUAUGUACGUUUAUAUAAGAGCUUUAAUAAAAGUACUCGUGGCCAUCGAGCGUCUAUUUUUACCGGAACCUGAAAUCAUAAUGUGAUCUUUGAGGUUUUUAGUGUAUAUUUUGCCUUCAGCACUGGACAGCUCCUUCGGUUUCUCUACCAAACACCCAUCUGUCGAAUGAUUGACAGCUCAAAUGACCAUACACCAAUCAAGAACACUUUCCCCAAACCUAUGGGGUGACGAGGAGGACGGGAUGUUGGUAACGUUGAGAAGUCCGAAUCCGAAUUUCCGCGAAUCGGUUCUUUCGAACAGUUCAUUUGAAUUAGCCCGUUCAUAAAGCGGAUUCGAGGCUCUAACAGGAUCAGUCGCAAACGAACCGAUUCAAUCGGUUAUUGAAAAGAACGUGUUAAACAAACGAGUCCUUGGCGAAUCGGACACCAAUAGAUGUAAGAGCGAAUGGUCUCUGCCGUUCUCAUGCUUUAAGACUGGAGUGGACAAAAGAGGGCGGAGUGUGUUUGUCAUCCAAGUGUGAAGUACUGACUCCCUGCCUCCGAAAAAGGGAUUUUUCUCUCUCGUUCGAUCACGUCUGUUGUGGUCCAGCAUCAUACUGAGAGGAGAGCGUCGGGGAUCCUUAACAUCUGCUGCGCUCCUGCUUGGAUCUGUGUGGAUACGAGACCAAACUGGCAUCACCGACGAGUGGACACUUACAAACAACACUAUUGUACCAUCUCUCCGACAUGAGAAAUGGAUUACUGAUACACUAAAUGUUUCCUGUUUGGGGAUCCCGUGGCAGAAAUGCGUGCAAAUCCACAGGUGAAAAAACCGAUGCGCUAAUUUGAUUCGUACCAGGUGUGAUUUCUCGCAUCAGAUUUGAGGAACUAAAAGCUGGCAAGGUAAAAGAGGGAUUGAAGGAUAUGGCCAUAAUCCGGAUAUCGUUAAUCUUGCAAGUAGGAUUUGUUAUAGGAUCAAAUUAUAGACAUGUGGAACAAGAUCGGGACGUAAAUGCAAAGCUGCCCAUUUAUAAUACGCACAACAACCAGCAAGCGCAUCUCCGGAAGCCUCACUCGGGUUUAGCGCAGAAGAUUGAGGACCAGGUACCGAAAGUGGUGACUGCGUUUCUACACACGGGGGAUUCCUCCACCUUAAAACACGCCAACUGCUCCAGGAGAUAUGAGCUGGGGGUACUGCGGGGAAGGAGGCACGGAGACGCGCAUCACUCGAUGCGCAGCGUGCUGGACACGGUUGUGCACGCCACAAACUUCCUAAACAUGAUUUUACAAGCCAGCAGAGAUCAGAGCCCCAGACGUGACAUUGAGUGGUAUCACGCUCUGGUGAGGAGUAUCCUGGAGGGAGACCUAAAGAUUCACAGAGCUGUGGUCACCUUGAGCGCAGGGAGUACACCUGACGGGCCACCUGUUUACCUUCAGGCCACUCGGGCAGGUGGAGAGAUCAUUCUCCAGGAUUUAUCCAGCAAUGCCCAGCAUAUUUUGAAAAACAGAACGGCAGAUACCGAGUGGUACCACGAGCAUAAGAAUAAAAAGAAGACCAAUCUUCAAAGACGUGUGCUGAGUCAAGAUUUUGUCUCGUAUGACGCCUCCGUGCGCAAUGGAGAAAGUUAUAUCACCGACAAAACUCAGAUUCAUUGGUCAGCUCCUUAUUUAGAGUGCGAGAAUGGAAAUUUCAUUCCCAGGUGGCUCUUGACACUGUCUGCUGGCUUCUAUGGACUUAAGCCCAACCGAAGUCCUGACUUCAGGGGUGUUGUUCGUGUGGACGUCAGUCUGCAGGAUGUGGACAUUGAUCAGUGCUCUGUAGACGGCUGGUUUGCAGGAACACACAGGUGUAACAUCACAACUAUGGAGUGUCUGCCCAUCCCAGGUCAUGGAUUUGUGCUGGACAAAUAUAAAUGUCAUUGCAAAAGCGGAUUUUACCAUCCAAACAGGGUUACAGUCAAUGGCUUUAAAAGAAAAUCAAGUGGGAAGGGUAUGGCGGGGUUGCCACAUCACAGGGAUCUUCCAGAAGGUUCCAGUCUGUGUCUGCCCUGCCAGGAGGGCUGUGCUUUCUGUAAGGACGACACGCCUUGCAUGGCACAGGGAGAUGGCAUCCUGCGAAUGGCGAUUCUCUCCUUCCAGGGACUGUGCAUGCUGGUGGACUUCAUCAGUAUGGUGCUGCUCUACCAUUUCCGCAGGAGCAAGAGUAUCAGAGCGUCAGGACUCAUCCUGCUGGAGGCCAUCUUGUUCGGAGCCCUGCUUCUGUACUUCCCGGUAGUGAUUCUAUACUUCCAGCCGAGUGUUUUCCGCUGUAUCCUGCUGAGAUGGGUUCGCCUGCUCGGAUUUGCCACGGUGUAUGGAACGGUCACCCUCAAACUCUACAGGGUCCUGAAGGUGUUUCUGUCACGAACAGCCCAGCGGAUCCCCUACAUGACCAGCUGGAGGGUGAUGCGUCUUCUGUGCAUCAUCCUUCUAAUUGUUAUAUGGUUCGCAAUAGCCUGGACAUCGGCUGUUUGUCAGAAUCCAAACAGACAUCUCGCUCUCAUCACGGUGGGCUUCACCACUGAUGAUUUACAGUUCAGCAUGUGUCUACUGGACCGCUGGGACUACAUGAUAGCUGUGGCUGAGUUCCUCUUUCUGCUGUGGGGUGUGUAUCUGUGUUACGCGGUGAGGACCGUCCCCUCGGCGUUUCAUGAGCCGCGCUACAUGGCCAUGGCACUGCACAAUGAACUCAUCCUCUCUGGAAUAUUUCAUGUUAUAAGAUUCACUCUUGCCUCAGAACUGCACCCAGACUGGAUGCUGAUGCUAUUCUUUGCUCACACACACUUGACAGUGACCGUCACUUUGGGAUUACUGCUUGUGCCAAAGUUCUUGUUUGCGGGCACGCAUCUAAGGGAUGACAUUGCUACAGAGGCCUAUGAAGAUGAACUGGACAUGGGACGGUCGGGGUCAUACCUGAAUAGCAGCAUUACGUCUGCCUGGAGUGAACACAGUUUGGACCCAGAGGACAUUCGGACACCAGAGGAAAUGGGCCAGCUAAGUUCUAUUAAUGGCUGUGGCGUAAGGUCUUGCGACAGUCUUUGGGAAAAACGUACCAACGAAGAACUGAAGAAACUCUAUUCACAGUUGGAAAUUUAUAAGAGGAAGAAGAUGCUGGCCAACAAUCCUCACCUGCAGAAGAAGCGCAGCUCCAAGAAGGGCCUAGGACGUUCCCUCAUGAGACGCAUCACGGAGAUCCCAGAGACGAUGGGCCGCCAGUGCAGCCGUGAUGACAAGGACCUGGGUGAACAUGGAAGUAACCACAACAGCAUCUGUGUGCUGAGGAAGAACCCUUUUGAACCAUCGCAUUCUGUAAAGCCCCCUAAAGACGAGUCCUUGAAGAGCAAGGUUUUCUCCCUCAAAAAAUCCCACAGCAGUUAUGACCACGUUCUCGACCACAGCGAAGAUUCUAGUAGCUCUGUAACAGACAAGAUGGAAGUGGCAACCACAGAGGGCACUCUGCUUGAGACCCUAAUGGGUAAGAAGUUGGUCAAGAAGUCCUCUGAGAAGAUCGAUGCAGCCAGUGAGUCAACAGAAUCAGUUCCCUUGGUGUGCAAGUCAGCCAGUGCACACAACCUGACAGCUGAUAAGAAACCAAUUCAUCCAAGAACAUCCAUGCUGCAGAAGUCUCUAAGCGUUAUUGCUAGUGCCAAAGAGAUGACACUUGGUUUAACUGGAAAGGCCCAAGCAGUAGAGGAUCCAACAAAGAAAACGAAUCAAAAGAAUAAGGAUGCCAAGCCCCCGGCUGAAACUGAAGAACAGGAGGGUUAUCCAAAGAUGAUUGCCAGUCAGUCAGUGGAGUACAAGCAAACAGCUGCCAAAACUGGUAUAAUGAAGCAACAGAUGAGCGGAAGUCAACCCUCCAUCUGCUCAGAACCAACCAAGGGGAAAGACUUGUAUGACCUAUCAGAGGUGUGCCCCUGGGAGGUGAAGGACCUGCCAACCCCCUCAGAAAACAAGGUCCAUAAACAUGUGUCCAUUGCACCAGAGCAGACAACUACAGUCCAUGGAAGCAGCAACAAGAUGACAAAGCACCAACAGCAGAAACAGAAAGGUAGCGAGCAAUCUCCCUCUUUGACCAGGCAUCCAAACCAGAAGGUCAUUGAUCUUACAGACAUAUGUCCUUGGGAAGAAGGAAACGAGGUCCAUGGUCAGGCAAUGGGGUCAAAACCUUCGUCCAACAGUAAGCCUGCCGUAUCCCAACCUCAAACAUCCGGAGGGGUCACCAAGACUCCAAGAGCCGAUGUCUGUCCACGGGACACUGAGGAGGCAUCGAGCAAGCCAAAGGACUCUGCUUUCCCCCCUGUUCACAGCAGACCUAAAAAGGGCACCACACCAACUGAGAUCAAAGGCAAAUUAAGUUCCUCGCCUGCUGAAGUCAAGGGCAGGAGCACAACACCUACAGAGGGCAAAGCAAAGACUCUCUCUGAGCCCACUAAAUCCACAGGCAGCUCACUGCACCCACCCAUAAAGGCAGAUGUGUGUCCAUGGGACUUUGACACUGUCACUGAAAAGACCCCUUGUUCUCCUCAGGUUCCUAAAGCGAAGGAGACCCACGCUAUAAAGGGAAUAUUAGAUAAAGGAAAUGAGAAGGCCAAGGGUGCAGAUGAUGAAACAGGAAAAUCACAAGCAAAUGAAAAUCUAACCUCUGGCAAGACUAAAGAAAGACCCUCCAGUCAGAUUAAACUGGCAGAGGUUUGUCCAUGGGAUGUUGAUAGUAGUCAGGAAACUGUCUCGAAGGAUAAAAAAAAAAGUCCAAAUGUUGCAAUAGCGAAAAGCAAGCAAGCAGAUGUAAGCCCUUGGGAUUUUGAAGAUGCAGCAACUAGUAAAGAAGCUAAGAGAAGCACCACAUCAUCUCCUGGGAAACAGAAAAGUCCAAAUUCCAAAGGUUGAGUUACAAGUGGUGUCAAAAUGUCAGAUGUCUGCCCUUGGGACUUUGAUGACCAAACAUCAACAAAAAGGCAUAACACUUUACCCGAGUGAACCAUUAGUUAGUCCUCGAUAUAUGUGCUCUUUUGUUCAUAAACACACAGUGAAAUAUAUCAACUUUAAUAGAAGUUGAAAUAGAAAUGGUGACUCGGAGAAGAAAAUCAACAAGUUGCACAAGCUGCCUUUCUCUUCAACAUUUUGUUUUCCUUUUGUGUUUUUUGGAAAAAAACGAAAACAAAACAAAAAACAAACAUGCAACAACUCACCAGGCAUUCCAGAUUCUAAAGUAUUUGUUGAACCUUUAAAUAGAAAUUGUAGUUUACAAUUAUGCAACUCUUUAUGUGCAAUGUAAAAAAAUAAUGAUGCCUAUACUCAUCACAUAUAUCCUCAUUAACUCUCUUAAUAGCUGCAUCUGUAGCCUCUUCUUGACUCUGGCUUCCACAAAAGAUUGUACCUGUUACAUAGGAAGGUCUUUAUCUGGACCAUGCAUGAAGUGUCAUGGAGUUAGCCUGGUCCAUGUCCUUAUCUUUGUUUCUUUUUUUCUUUCAUACUUUAUGGUUUGGUUUGCGCAAAAAUGAAUACUUGCCAAAGAUAGAGGUAACAUCCAAUAAAUCCAAGAACUUAAACCUCAACAGCGUAAUAGAGACAUACAUCAGAAAAGUUCAUUUGCAAAAACAAAAACAACUUUUAUUUUUAUUAAUUUCUCAUAAAUCAUAAUAAAUCAAAAUGUUUUAUUGCGUUUUCUCUCUGUUUUAUUUAUUUAUUUGUUUAUUAUUUAUUAAUUGAGUUAAUAUUACUUAAUCAAAACAACCCUACAGCAGUUUGAUUAAUAUUAAUUGGAUUGCACAAUAAAAAACUGUUUUUGCAAAGGAACUCUUCAUAUGUUCAGUGAGCCGAACUCAUGCAGCUGCUGGGAGAACUAGCCUGUAGCACUUUAGUACAGAACAUACAUGGAAAAACAGAUAAAUGGACAUAACAGCAUUCAUAUUUUCCCUAGUUUGUCUUUUUGACAUUGCUGUUUGUUUGUGCACAUCUACCACACCUUAAUUUUAGUUUUCCUAACUUAAAAAAAAAUGUUUCCAAUGCUUCCAAAUUUGCUGAUAUAUUAUCCUGAAUGUGCCUACUUAAAUAGUCCUGUACCAGUCUUACUUUGUAAUGGGAGAUGGAAAAAACUUUCUCAUAUCUCAUGUUACACAUACCGAAUAAAACUCUUGAUGGGAAUCAGCAUCUUAUUUUUGGAAAAAAAGAGAGAUUUCAUUUGUAUAUUAGCAAUGGUGCAAUAUUGCAAAUGCGUUUUGAAUGGGGAACAAUAAAGAAAAAAUGUCCAAUACUCAGUUUACGGGACCAUAGGAUAUUUUUUCUUUCCGCGUAGGGCACAAUCAUGAAGGUUUACUCGUCUUUGCCUCUAAUAUUUUUCUUGUUUACAAUUAGGCCACUCAGACAAUAUAAAACAUAUCAAAUUCCAUUCUGUCACAAACCUCAAGCACACAUCUGGUACCUUUAGUUUUAAUGGUGAUUACAUCAGUUAAGUUACAAAUAUAAGCUUUAUUUCUUUUAUCAAUUGUUAAUAAAAACAUUUCCAGAAACAUACCCAGUUACCACUUAUGAAUUAUGGUUUCAACAAUGCAUCUUAAUGACUGUUGGAAUGUGAACAUAAUGUCUUGCAUGCCUAGCACAUGGUCAUUUGUAAUGAUGUCAAGGUAACAAUGGUGUCAACACAUGAGCGGGACCACACAGAAUCUGCAGAUUUUUUGCCUUUCGUGGGCAAAAUUUUGGAAAGGGGACAGUUUGUGGAUUUAUAUUGAAUGGAUUAAAAGUAUAAAUAUCUAAUGGAGCUUAUUGGUGGCAUCACUCGUAAUAAAAUUAUCUAAAAUAUAUGUUUGUAUAAACAUACCAUUUAUAUGUAAGAUAUAUGUAUGUAUAGAUGAGUACAACUUUUUAAAGGAUAAUGGAGUUCUGUGGGAAUCUGUGGAGAUUCCAUGUGGGCCUGCACAUGAGGCAUAAACAAUAGGACGCCUAGUACUGCUUACAUGUGAAAUGUCCGUAUAAAUGUUGCUUUCACAUAUCGUGAUUAUGAACCUUAUCCUGAAGACCCAGUCCUGCAGUAACUAAAUGUCAUGACAGAUAUUAUUGUUCUGUAACACAAUGUGCACACUAUGAAUAAGCAAGAAUACAGAGGAAGCGUUCAACCAUGUAUAUGUGUUAUUUGUACCAAAGAGGUUAAAAAUGUACCUAUAAAGUAUCAUUUUUUACAUUCUGUGAAAGAAUCCAAUGAUGUCAAACUUCUGUCUCUCCACAGUGGGGUAAAUCUACCAAUAAGUCACAAUUUAAAAUAAAUGUUAUAAAACUCUUCUGCACAUCCUAGUACUUAUGUUGGAGGGGUAAAAGGUGUUGAACAUUGCAACUUUUUCAAAACUUUUAAAAAUGUUGUAAUUUAUACUAUAUUUAUCCCACCAUACCCUUUCAGAAAUAUUCUUUAGUGAAAUUCAUUGAGGAUGAAAUAAGUUAUUUUGCUUUUUUUUACAAGUCUUAUUUUGUUAAUAUUUAUAAUGGAUUUAAUUUGGGUGAAAGGUUUUAGAGUGAGACCAACUCACUUGUACUACAAAAUGUCACAGAAUAUAUCAAAUCUGUAGCUAAUACUAAUUCUAAUGUUAAUUCUGUUCAUUCUCACUCACAGUGUCCUGGAAAAUGAAGGAAAUAGCUUUAUUAUAAAGAUGUUACAAAAGACUAACAGAAUGAAAACACACACUCAAAUCACAGUAGAAAUAUUUAUUAUACGUAUGCAUUCUUUUUUUUUAGAAUGGAGAAUUUCUGUUACUCUCAUCAUAUAAAUCUGUUUAAGGGCCGCUCACCGACCUAGUUCUGCUUUCCCUUAACCGUGUAUUCAUCCGAUACUCUAAUGAGAACAAAACCUUUUCCAGAGUCUGUUAUUAUUGUAUGCUUAUAUGGAUGUAAAAUUGACCAACUUUGUUAUUUAGAGAAUGUUUCUGGGAAUGGUUGUUGUAUCAUAGUGCAUCCCACUAGUUUACAAGUUUUAUCCAUCUGCAACUACUCAGUUGAUCUCUAUUAGUAUGAUAUACACCUAACCCGUGACUUGUUAAUGUUGAUGGUAAUCUUUCAUUGUCUUAGUGCAAUAUUUAGUUCAGUUUUAGAGUUUACUGAAGUGUUUUUUUUUUUUCAUUUUAGUUUAGCUCGUUUAUACUUGGGCUUGUCCCAUCACUGUUACGUGUCAGGGGCAUUCCUACUACUUAAAGCGGUAUUGUCUUAGCUCUUACUCUCGUUGCUUCUGCAUGAAAAUGAGAAAUUAGUAAGACUGAUGUAUCACUGCCCUUGAUAGAACUUUUAAAAAUAAUCUUUGAUCUUUAUUGGACUGUUACGAGUUGUAUAGUGAGUGAAACUGUACCCUACCCACUGUAUUAUGUGCUUGUUAUAUUAAAUGCUCUAUGACAAGCUUAUAGCAUACACAUAUGGAGAUAUUUGGUAGAUUUAUAUUGUGUAACAUUGUGAUAGCAUGUACAGAAAAAAUACCUCCUCUGCAAUAAAUAUUUCUAUAA